AUGAGGCUUGCUCACCUUCAUCUACCGCAUACUACGCCCUUCGCGCGCGUCUCCGACCUGCAACAAGCUCUUACAACCCGCUUCCUCACCCACAAGAAACUCGCAGGGUCAAUCUCUUCACAGACACAGCCUAUAGUUCAAGGCAAUGCGCCGCCACCAGAUCCCACUAUAAUCACUUUCAGCCCGAACCCAGUCUACACAACCGGUCGCCGCGACCUACCACCCUCCAAUACCUGUCCCUACUCAGCAUCCAAUAAUAUCUCCCUUCCACUACCUCUCGAACCAAUUCGCUCCCUUCUCGUACCAUCCGGUCCAAGCAAUACCCCCAAAGCAGAAUACCAUCCUACCCUCCGUGGAGGACAAACAACAUACCAUGGCCCGGGACAAAUGGUCGCAUAUACAAUCCUUGAUCUUCGCCGCCUCGGUCUGACGCCCCGAUGUCACAUCCGUGUUCUUGAAAAUAGUGUUAUCGAUAUACUGAAACAUUACGGAAUACGUGGGUUUACAACCGCUGAUCCCGGUGUCUGGGUUCAAGAUGGCUCAGCGGAAAAGAAAAUCACCGCCGUUGGGGUCCAUUUACGACGAAAUAUCAGUAGCUUUGGAGUUGGGCUGAAUGUUACAGAAGAACCGAUGUGGUUCUUUAAGCAGAUUGUUGCCUGUGGACUUGAGGGGAAAGAAGUAACCAGCUUAGAGGGACUUGGAGUAAAAGAUGUCGGGGUUGAUGAAGUUGCGGAGGGUUUUGUGGAGAGGUUUGUGGAGCGCGUGAAUAGGGAUUUCACGGGAGAAAAGAUUAAUGAGGUUUAUUCGGUCAAGGAGUCUGAUUUACUGGGGUCUUCUUAA
This is a messenger RNA of Penicillium angulare, 840 nucleotides long. Its product is annotated as lipoyl(octanoyl) transferase LIP2. The transcript has a single exon. Gene Ontology annotation, molecular function: lipoyl(octanoyl) transferase activity. Gene Ontology annotation, cellular component: mitochondrion. Gene Ontology annotation, biological process: protein lipoylation. The coding region runs from base 1 to 840 and encodes 279 amino acids. The record is from RefSeq and is a predicted model, not a curated record. Lineage: Eukaryota; Fungi; Ascomycota; Eurotiomycetes; Eurotiales; Aspergillaceae.